This is a messenger RNA of Rotaria sordida, 792 nucleotides long. The record is from the annotation of a GenBank genome assembly. Lineage: Eukaryota; Metazoa; Rotifera; Eurotatoria; Philodinida; Philodinidae.
AUGACAUUCAAUGUUCAAUUCUAUAAAACUAGUAAAACACCCAAACGAAUUGCUAGUUUGAUCUUUAAUCAUCAACCCGAUGUAGUUUGUCUUCAAGAAAAUAUUCAAUAUUAUGAUUGGACAAUGGCGAAAUUUGCACCAUUAAAUUUAAGUUCAUAUUAUAUGCUUGCAGCUGAAUGUGAGGCCGACAAACAUCCUUAUUCUCAUUUGUCAAAUACGAUUUAUGUUCACCAAAAACAUUCGAAAUAUGUUCAAACAUUACAUUCUAUUAAUCUUAUGAUAUUCAACGAAACACAACGAUGUGCCGCUGUUAUUCAAUUGUACAAUACUAAAAUUUCCAAUGUACAUCUAUGUGGUGGACGAUACGAUGAUCAAAAGUAUGAAUACUUGCAAGAACACAAACAUUUACAGUUAGAGCGACUUAUAAAAACAUACAAUCCAGAUAUAAUCAUGGGUGAUUUUAAUGGUGAAGAUUCAGAUGAAGCAGCCAUGAAACAAUUAGAUCAAUAUUCUUUUUAUAAAAUGUUGAAUGAAACCAAUAAAGCUUUGUUUGUUCAUUAUUAUAUGAGUGGCGCACGUUAUUUGCGUGAUCAGACAACAUAUGUUCCUGCCUAUAAUGAAUCAUCUAUUGGUGUAACUAGUGCAUUUGGUGGCACACCUGAUUGGAUUUAUGUAAAAAAUCUAACACGUCUAACAGGGAAAAUAUACAAUUAUGAUACGAUCACUACAAAGUUGUCUGAUCAUAAUGCAGUAAUCGUCGAAUAUUUAUUUUCAAACUUGCCAACAACGUAA